UGGAAGGGGAGAGAGAGCUUCAAGAAAAAAAAGAUCCAGCAGCUAGUGAGAGGCAUGAUGACAUACCUGAAGGAGAGAUGCCUGUUGGUGGCUCAGGUGGAAUUUAUCCACUGCUGGAUCCUCAGUCAAAGAGUGAAGUAGGAACAGAAACUGAAAUGUCCAAGGUUGCUGAACCAGCUGUCACACUGCUGAUAAGAAAUCUGUUUGUGGCAGAUUUGACAAAUGGCAACAGAGGUGCAGGUGACUCAGUGGACCCUGGUGCAGUUGUGGAUGGAGAGAGGGAGCUUCAAGGUAAAAAAGGAAUCAUGGCAUGUGUCAAAGAUGACAACUACUGCAAACUGCAAAACAUGCCUGGACCCAACCUGGACGCAAUCACGAUCACUCGUUGUUAAGGUGAUGACUAUUUUAUUUCUCUGUCAACUAAUGGGAAUUUCCUGUUUCUGGAGAAACAGGGAAUUCACUUUUUUCCAAAGAUGUCUACAGCCCCUCUAUUUUUCUCAGUCCCCACCCCCUACCCUCUGAGGUCUCUUGUUUUGCACUGGUGUCCAUUUCUCUCAAGAUUUUAUCCUCACAUUAAACAAUCUAAUAAAGAUACAUGAAAUAGAGGGCUCUCUACAGUCUAAUCUUACCCUAAGAGGAAACACUAAGUCAUCCCAGUCCCUCCUCGUCCAUCAUGCAUUUUUUCAAGUUUGUGUUCGCAGAUUAACACUAGCUCAUUAGACCCUAAGAGAAAAAGAUCGACUGCCAGCAGCCUAUAUUAUAUCUACUGAGUAUAAUGAAAAAGUCAAACUGUUAGUAUCAGGAUGUACUAAAGGGAUUCGCUACUGUUUGCUAGCUGUUUUAGUGGUACACUGUAGUUGUAGUUCAAGUACUGAGGGACAAACAAGGCUGUGUUCUAAGAAAAAUUACAUGAGCCCAAAGGUUCCUAUCCAUGAAAUUCUGGGUGCCCAGCACUUAAGUUUAUGUGAAAAACGUAUGAUUUUCCAGUUGUCCAAAGGUGGAAGCUUCUGUCGCCUGUGGCACCCAGGCACUUCCAGAGCAUCGAGCCCUGACAAAUAACACUUAGU
This is a messenger RNA of Orbicella faveolata, 1067 nucleotides long. RefSeq lists its product as uncharacterized. The record is from RefSeq and is a predicted model, not a curated record. Lineage: Eukaryota; Metazoa; Cnidaria; Anthozoa; Scleractinia; Merulinidae.